AUGUCACCUCAACAAGGAACCGCACUUAUCACAGGAUCUGCUCAGGGCAUUGGUCGCAGUAUCGCUCUGCGACUUGCGAGGGACGGCUUCGACAUUGCCUUGAACGACCUACCUACAAAAAGUGAGCAGCUGGUUGCUGUUGCUAGUGAAAUCGAGGCAUUGGGAUGCAAAGCGUGUAUCGUAACCGCGGAUGUGACAAUCGAAGAGGAAGUGAAGAACAUGAUCACCGACACCGUAAAAGAGCUGAGUGGAUUGGAUGUGAUGGUUGCCAACGCUGGCAUUCCAGGAGCCAACACUGUCUUGGAAACCACUGUUGAAGACUGGGAGCGCACGUUCACCGUUAACGCCCGCGGAGUCUUCCUUUGUUAUAAACAUGCCGCAGUACAGAUGAUAUCUCAGGGUCGCGGUGGUAGGAUUAUUGGCGCGAGUUCCAUUGCUGGAAAGAUCGGAUUUCCAUCAGCUGCUGCAUACUGCGCUAGCAAGUUCGCUGUCCGCGGAUUGACGCAGACAGCUGCUCUUGAACUUGGAAAAUAUAAUAUCACGGUUAACGCCUAUGCGCCGGGUGUCAUACAAACCCAAAUACUGGAUAGCAUUUCCGACCAAUCAGGGAACGUCAAGCUGGCAGACGAAGAUUCGACGAAUUACCUUAUUCAGCUAUUCGGGAACCGGCCGAUCAAACAUAAUGGCCAACCAGAAGAUAUUGCAAGCAUUGUCAAUUAUUUGGCAUCAAAAGAGGCGCAUUUCAUUACAGGGCAAUGCAUUUCUGUCGACGGAGGCGUCGUCUUAUCUUAG
This is a messenger RNA of Suillus bovinus, 792 nucleotides long. RefSeq lists its product as uncharacterized. Gene Ontology annotation, molecular function: oxidoreductase activity. The transcript is spliced from 9 exons. The coding region runs from base 1 to 792 and encodes 263 amino acids. The record is from RefSeq and is a predicted model, not a curated record. NCBI's taxonomy places the organism in Eukaryota, Fungi, Basidiomycota, Agaricomycetes, Boletales, Suillaceae.